Messenger RNA from Erinaceus europaeus (western European hedgehog), 2893 nucleotides. It is a transcript of the gene FMOD, whose product is annotated as fibromodulin. Gene Ontology annotation, molecular function: protein binding. The record is from RefSeq and is a predicted model, not a curated record. The transcript is spliced from 3 exons. Bases 153 to 1283 code for a protein of 376 amino acids. Lineage: Eukaryota; Metazoa; Chordata; Mammalia; Eulipotyphla; Erinaceidae.
UUUGAUUAGGAAUUUAGGGGCGGGACCCUGGCCUGGCACAGACCCGCACACUCGCAGUAGAACACUCACUCCUCUCACACACGUUCUCCAUCCCAAGGAAGCCAGACAGAGGGACGUGGUCGCUCUGAAAGGUUCAACUCGAGAGAGACGCUAUGCAGUGGGCCUCCCUCCUCCUGCUGGUGGGGCUCUGUUCCCUCUGCGGGGCCCAGUAUGACGAUGACAACUACUGGUGGCUCCAAUACCUCCGCAGCCAGCAGUCCACCAGCUAUGACCCCUACGAGCCAUACCCCUAUGAGCCCUAUGAGCCAUACCCCUACGGGGUGGAUGAAGGCCCGGCCUAUGCCUACGGCUCCCCACCUCAGCCGGAGCCCCGAGACUGCCCCCAGGAGUGCGACUGCCCGCCCAACUUUCCCACGGCCAUGUACUGCGAUAACCGCAACCUCAAGUACCUGCCCUUCGUGCCCUCCCGCAUGAAGUACGUCUACUUCCAGAACAACCAGAUCACCGCCAUCCAGGAAGGUGUCUUUGACAAUGCCACCGGGCUACUCUGGGUCGCCCUCCACGGCAACCAGAUCACCAGCGACAAGGUGGGCAGGAAGGUCUUCUCCAAGCUGCGGCACCUGGAGAGGCUGUACCUGGACCACAACAACCUGACCCGCAUGCCCGGCCCCCUGCCCCGCUCCCUGAAGGAGCUGCAUCUUGACCACAACCAGAUCUCCAGGGUCCCCAACAAUGCCCUAGAGGGGCUGGAGAACCUCACCGCGCUGUACCUCCACCACAACGAGAUCCAGGAAGUGGGCAGUGCUAUGAGGGGCCUCCGCUCACUCAUCUUGCUGGACCUGAGUUAUAACCACCUGAGGAGGGUGCCUGAUGGGCUUCCCCCUUUGCUGGAGCAGCUGUACCUAGAGCACAACAAUGUCUACUCGGUCCCUGACAGCUACUUCCGGGGUUCACCCAAGCUGUUGUAUGUGCGUCUGUCCCACAACAGCCUCACCAACAAUGGCCUCGCCUCAGGCUCCUUCAACUCCAGCAGCCUCCUGGAGCUCGACCUCUCCUAUAACCAGCUGCAGAAGAUCCCCCCAGUCCACACCAACUUGGAGAACUUCUACCUGCAGGGCAACAGGAUCAAUGAGUUCUCCAUCAGCAGCUUCUGCAGUGUGGUGGACGUGAUGAACUUCUCCAAGCUGCAGGUGCUGCGCCUGGACGGGAACGCCAUGAACCGCACGGCCAUGCCGGUGGACGCACCGCUCUGCCUGCGCCUGGCCAGCCUCAUCGAGAUCUGAGGCACGGGGGAGGCCCCCAGGCCCCACCGCAUUCGGCUUGAUGGUUUGGUUUGGCUUUUGCUGGAAGGUCUGGGUGCAGGCCAGGUGACAGAAAGCCACAGGCUUCAUCUGCACCCUUCGUCCCUGGGGCGGAGAGGGGGGGAGGUGUUGAGAAGAGACAGCUUUCUGCAGAAGUGGUGGCCUGAGGAAGCGACCCCUGAAUCUCACUGCCCUUAUAUUCUUCCUGAUGAUCCAGCGUCCUGAAAUUUUACACGCUGCUUGGGCAAUGAUCUUUCCAGUAAGCAGACCCUGUUUCUGACCAGCACUGGGCUGGCCUGUUCAUGCCUUGCCCCCCUCCUCGCUUCUCUCUCCUCACUGCUAGCAUGGGCUUCUUGCACAAAAGCGUCCUCUGGAAAUAUUCCUUCAUUCGGCCUCAUUCCAGACACCCCUUUUGAGCCUUAGGCAGUGGUCAGAGACCCAGGCUUCUAGCUGUGCAGAGAGCCUUUGCGCGUGUGUCUAGUGGUGAGGGUGGGGGUAGGGAUGGGCGUGGUGGACAUGACUCACCUCCCCACACCCUAGCCCACCUCCAUGAAAUCCACCACAUUGGUAGUGCCAAAUAUUGUGACAAUAUUCACAGGCUAAUGGGGGAGCAGACUCCAGCCUUGGGUUUAAUGAAUUGAGGGUGGAGAUGGUGGGGGGGGGGGGGAAGGGGUUAUACUUGAGCAGCUGGGCACUUCUUAGAAGUCAGAUGAAUUUUCAAAAAGAAAAAACCAGAUUGCACUUAAGAUACCUGCCCAGCUCCAGGCAAGCACAACUCGUGUCAGCAGCCCAGUGAUCCAGCCCCUCCCAGCAUGCUGUGCGCCCCACUGGGUCUUUCUGCUCUAAGGUGCAGGCCAUAUGGUUUUUGAGGCCUGAGCAAGGGAAAUUAGGUCCCUUAGUGGAAAGGUCAACACCCCAAUGGAGGACAUAGGUCCCCACCAGUAAUGGACUUGCCUGCGAGUCCAAAGGAAGAAGCUGGAUUUCACUGUAGUAACUGACGAGGCCUCCCACCAGCCACAGUACAGAGUCCCAGCCCAGGCUGGGAGUGCUGCCUGGGUCCAAAGCAUUCAGGUCAGGCACUAGGUCCUGCUUAAGCUGAGUGUGAGAUGCCCUGCUUGCACAGCUCGGGGUUGCCUGCUGGUUCCUGGAGAUGUCUGUUGCUUUAGAGCUUCCAGCUUCUGAAAGGCAGCGUGGCCUGGGGCCUCACCCACCUGCUCUUUUGGACACCACUGGGUCUGGGCAAUCUGAGCCAAGGCUGGAGCAGGUGGGGGAGCGCUGGCCCUCGCUGUCCCCUGCCCCAGUGUCCAUACGUCCUGAUGCUCGCUGUACUUCAAAGCAGCUUCCCUGUGAAGCGAAGGAGGGUGGGAGAAAGGGGAUCUUCACUGUACGUUCUUGGCUCCAGACCCUGAAAUCCACAAAAGCCAAACCAGCUCAUUUCAACACAGGAGCUCUGCUGUGAGGGGCAAGGCUGCCCCCUGCCCCAGGGCUCUCAGAAGGCAUCUGCAUGUAACACCAUCAUGUCUGUAUAAAGGAAACUUAUUAUAGGAAAAGCAUGGUGGCCACCUGACCAAUAAAGUUAUCUUUCAAUUGCA